This is a messenger RNA of Juglans microcarpa x Juglans regia, 1869 nucleotides long. RefSeq names its product protein phosphatase 2C 51-like. Gene Ontology annotation, biological process: protein dephosphorylation. Gene Ontology annotation, molecular function: protein serine/threonine phosphatase activity. The record is from RefSeq and is a predicted model, not a curated record. Gene Ontology annotation, cellular component: cytosol; nucleus. The coding region runs from base 529 to 1713 and encodes 394 amino acids. NCBI's taxonomy places the organism in Eukaryota, Viridiplantae, Streptophyta, Magnoliopsida, Fagales, Juglandaceae. The transcript has 3 exons.
GAACGGAUAUAAGUUUGUAACCUUAAAAACAUUUCAUCUCCUUCAGUAUUGAGUCAUCUGAAGGAAGAAGUCCCUUGUUUUUUUCACCGAACGGCGGAGUCUCUUGAACUCGAUGGACACAGCCCUUUUCCAAGGUUGAGAACUAAAAAACACGCAGCUACUCCUGUAAUGGACGUACGUACUGCGCCACAGAGAUCCGAAACGCCACGUUAUCUAUUCGAAAGCCCACACGUCGACAGCCCAUUUGCCGACUUUUGGCUUUUGCACCCCUCAACCCAAAAUCACAUGUACGUACCUCUGUUUCAGCGGUCCACGUUUUCCUAGCUUGGAAAAAUCUAAACCUCAAACCUGUUAAAAAUUAAGAACGCCGUCUCCAGAGACAGGUGGCGCGCAUCCUGCAUGAGGACCCUUUAUGCGAUGGCUCGGAUUCCCUCUUUUUAAAACCAGUUUGAAUCAGUUCAUUUCGUCGCAGUUGAGGAGAAAGUGCACGAGGAAAUGUAGGUGAAGAGAGGAAAAUGGUCUUCUGCGAUGUCAGACUCCAAAAACCCUAAUCAGGACAGAACUGACGAUAAGAAAGUACGUCCAAUGGAGAGCAUGGGAAUUGAUUAUCGCUUCAAACACGGAUUCAUAAACAAGCUGCGCAAGAGAGACGUAAAGAAACUGAUUUCUCGUGAAGUCGAUGGCAUCCGCAAAGACAAGGAACCGAAAACAAAUAUAGGCAUCGGAGAGCUGAGUUUGGACGUUUCGUCAUCCGGUACUUUGCCGUACUCCGGUGGCUCUUCGGAUGAUAGAGGAAAGCCGAUCGAAGUACGGGUAUCCGGCGGGGUCGGAGGAGGAGGAGAAAAGGGACUGAGGUUUGCACGUCCAUCGCAAAGUUCUAUAUCGAUGAUCGGACGGCGGAGAGUUAUGGAGGAUGCGGUGAGAGUGGCACCGAGGUUCGCUGCACCGGGACAGUACUGCGAUACGUACGAUUUCUUCGCGGUGUACGACGGGCACAACGGGGACAGGGUAGCGAACGCGUGCCGGGAUAGAUUGCACGUGAUUCUAGUGGAGGAGGUGGAACGGUGGUGGAGGACGUGCGGCGGCCGGGGAGUGGACUGGGAAAAUGCGAUGGUGGAGUGCUUCGCGAAGAUGGACGAGGAGGUGAACGAAGGUGGGACGGACGACGGAGCAGCGAGAACAGUGGGAUCCACGGCGGUUGUCGUGUUGGUGGGGAAGGAGGAGGUGGUCGUCGCCAAUUGCGGAGACUCGAGGGCGGUGCUGUGUCGUGACGGUGUAGCCGUGCCUCUAUCACAUGAUCAUAAGCCUGAUCGACCUGAUGAAAGGGAGAGAGUGGAAGCAGCAGGAGGAAGGGUCAUAGAAUGGAACGGCUCUCGUGUCCUCGGCGUCCUUGCCACUUCAAGAUCUAUAGGAGACCACUAUUUGAGGCCGUAUGUGAUUUCCGAACCAGAGGUCACUGUCACAGAGCGAACUGAGUCCGACGACUUCAUUAUAAUAGCCAGUGAUGGUCUCUGGGAUGUUAUCUCCAACGAGCUUGCCUGCAAGGUCGGACGGAUUUGUCUCAGUGAUGGUCGUGUCAAGAGGAAGUUUUUAUAUGAUUUGAAUGGAAAUUGUGCAGCAGAUGCAGCAGCAGUGUUAGCAAAGCUAGCAAUGGCUCGGGGGAGCGAAGACAAUAUCAGUGUCAUAGUUGUGCAGCUGAGGAAGUCGCGCUAGCUCCCCCCGACUUUCUUGUUAAUUUAUAUGCGGGGCUCUCUUUGCGUUUUCACUUAAUUCCAUGCAGUACACCUAGAGGUUUUCUGUUUUGCUUUGCUUUUCGAUUUUGUAAUCAUAAAGAGCUUCUUAUAUAAUAAAAACAUCCCUCGACCUCCA